GCACGCAGACGCACAAGCGCUCGGGACCUUGGAUCUUGAGUUUAUUUCCGGUUUUCCAUCAUCUCUUCCGACCCUUGUCGCCUGUGGGUGACCCGACCUCAGGGGCGGGUGGCAGACAACAUGGAAACAGCUAAAGAUGGUGAGCAGAGCUCAAGUGAGACGUCUCCUCCAGCCCUGGCGGGUCCUGAAAACACCCUGGAGCCUGUGUCUGGGGAGGUGGAGAGCCAGCCGUUGUACCACGAGGAGACCAUAGAUCUUGGUGGAGAUGAGUUUGCAUCUGAAGAGAACGAGCCCACAUCUGAAAGUUCUCACAACUUGGGAGAUAAGCUUAAUGAGCACAUGAUGGAGAGCGUGCUCAUCUCCGACUCUCCUAACAACAGUGAGGGUGACGUGGGCGACCUCGGCUGUCUACAGGAUGUUGGGGAGCCCCCCAGAGCUGCCACUGAUCACAGAUUGCCCGGUAGCCCAGACAAAGAAGUGGUGGACACUCUGAGUAAUGGCAGUGAAACUGACGGAGACGAUACUCCCAGAGACAUCUCAGACAUGACGCCUGAUAGCAGAGCCUCUCUGAAAGAAGACUCAACACAGGAAGAUGUGACGGGCAUGCCUGCACUGGAGAAUGCUGGCACGGAGGAAGUGGGGCCUAAGGACAGCCUCGCGCCCCCAGAAGAGCAGACCUCAGAAGUGUCCUCCAGUCAGUCCUCCUCUAAAGACGAGCCCUUGCCCGUCUGCACCAUCUUCAGCCAGGCCGCCUCCACUCCCUCCCAGACACACCUGUUUCUACAGGAUGGUUUCGAGUCCCAGAUGGUGAAAUCUCCCAGUUUCAGUAGCACCAGUGAGACGUCAGCCAAGACCCCUCCUCCAAUGGUCCAGCCCAGUCCCAGCCUGAGUACCUUUUUUGGAGAUACAAUGAGCUCUAAUUCCUUGGCCUCUGACUUCUUUGAUUCCUUCACAACGUCUACUUUCAUUUCAGUCAGUAAUCCCAACGCAGGUUCCCCAGUUCCAGAAAAGCUGUCUUCACUCGCUGCCCCUGUAGGAGAAAAGUCACCAGAUUCCACCAGCCCAUCUUACUCUACAAGGAUGGAGAGAUCAGAAUCAGGUGUUUCUCGGGCCCCUCUGGAUGUUCCUGAAUCUCCAAAGCCAUUCUCACAGAUCCAGGCUGUGUUUGCUGGGAGUGAUGACCCCUUCGCCACAGCCCUGAGCAUGAGUGAGAUGGACCGGAGGAAUGACGCAUGGCUUCCCAGUCAGGCGACCAGAGAAGUCCUGAUGUCAGUAGCAACCCAGCAAUAUGGCACUGUAUUCAUAGACAAGGAGAACCUCACUAUGCCUGGCCUCAAGUUUGACAACAUUCAGGGAGAUGCAGUUAAAGACUUGAUGCUUCGCUUCCUGGGUGAAAAGGCUGCAGCAAAGAGACAAGUCUUAAAUGCCAACUCGGUGGAACAGUCCUUUGUGGGGCUGAAGCAGCUCAUUAGCUGCAGGAACUGGAGGGCGGCAGUCGACUUGUGUGGACGCCUGCUCACAGCACACGGACAAGGCUAUGGCAAGAGUGGACUGCCCACCAGCCACACCACAGACUCCUUGCAGCUCUGGUUUGUGAGGUUGGCACUGCUGGUGAAGUUGGGCCUUUUCCAGAAUGCUGAGAUGGAAUUUGAACCCUUCGGAAAUCUGGAUCAGCCAGACCUGUAUUAUGAAUACUACCCACACGUAUACCCAGGACGCAGGGGCUCCAUGGUCCCCUUUUCGAUGCGCAUUCUGCAUGCAGAACUGCAGCAGUAUCUGGGGAAUCCACAGGAGUCCCUGGACCGGUUACACAGGGUCAAGACCGUCUGCAGCAAGAUCCUGGCCAACUUGGAGCAAGGCUUAGCUGAAGAUGGUGGUCUGAGCAGCGUCACCCAGGAAAGCAGGCAAGCCUCUGUUCAGCUGUGGAGGUCUCGUCUGGGCCGUGUGCUGUACUCCAUGGCAAACUGUCUGCUCCUGAUGAAGGACUACGUGCUGGCUGUAGACGCCUACCUCACAGUGAUCAAGUACUACCCGGAGCAGGAGCCACAGCUGCUGAGUGGUAUUGGCCGAAUUCUCCUCCAGCAGAUUGGAGACAUAAGAACAGCUGAAAAAUAUUUUCAAGAUGUUGAGAAAGUAACUCAGAAGUUGGAUGGACUGCAGGGUAAAAUAAUGGUUUUAAUGAACAGAGCCUUUCUGUACCUCGGCCAGAAUAACUUUGCAGAAGCUCACAAGUUCUUCACAGAGAUUUUGAGGAUGGACCCAACAAAUGCAGUGGCCAACAACAAUGCUGCUGUGUGUUUGCUUUACCUGGGAAAGCUCAAGGACUCCCUGCGGCAGCUGGAGGCUAUGGUGCAGCAGGACCCCAAGCACUACCUGCACGAGAGCGUGCUCUUCAACCUGACCACCAUGUAUGAGCUGGAGUCCUCAAGGAGCAUGCAGAAGAAGCAGAGCCUACUUGAGGCCGUAGCUAGCAAAGAAGGGGACAGCUUCAACACACAGUGCCUGAAGCUGGCCUAGUUCUCUCCAGGUCUCUGUACCCUGAAGACACUUGAGCUGAUGGAUCAGUAAAAGCAUUUGAUGGGUAUAUAGGGCAUGCCUUAGGCUGGGCUACUCUCAGACCCACUGACCUGCCUACCAUGCAGUUGCACAACACUGCCUGUUGGUGAAGGUGGACCAUAUGCAUGGCAUUAAGAAUUGGGAAAUACCAGGACUUGGGGUUCCUUUGAUUUGUUCACGGAAGCUAACUUGCUCUUUCCUCACUUCUGAAUACUCGUUUGGUAAUAUAAUAUUGCUUCUUCUCACUAUAGACCUAAAUGAUCACAGUUCAUUGUCUUCCUUCCUCCAUAUCCCAAACCAAAGCAUUGCUUUGAUUAUUCAGCUCACUCAGAACACAGCUGGGGCAUGAAGCAUCACAGGCUGGCACAGCAUCUCUGCGCUCCUGUGUGCCUGGAAGGCAGAAUUGCUUAAUGCUUGUACAUUUUUUUCCACUUGCAAAAUGUAAAGGACCUAAAAAUGGUUUUGGGUACCCAGCUUUCCUAAGUCAUGUGAAAACACUCAUUUUAAAGGCAGGACACACGGCUGUGGGAUGCAGCCGAGCACAAUUUGUGCCUCAUGUGCUGAGGGCCUGGGUUCUACCCCAGCUCCAUAAACAAUAUGUCUGUGGCACAGAACAAAACUGCUGGCUCUUCAAGUCUGUAAUAAAGUUAAAAGCACUUGUGUUA
Molecule: messenger RNA, 3221 nt
Organism: Arvicanthis niloticus (Nile rat)
Lineage: Eukaryota; Metazoa; Chordata; Mammalia; Rodentia; Muridae
Source: RefSeq, a predicted model, not a curated record